AUGUCUAUCGGCGUACCUAUUAAGGUUCUCCACGAAGCCGAAGGCCAUAUAAUAACCUGCGAAACUAUAACCGGCGAAGUUUACAGGGGUAAACUUAUAGAAGCCGAGGAUAAUAUGAAUUGCCAAAUGACUCAAAUAACGGUAACGUACAGAGACGGGCGGGUGGCGCAAUUAGAAAACGUUUACAUUAGAGGUUCCAAAAUAAGGUUUUUGAUAUUACCGGAUAUGUUAAAGAACGCUCCGAUGUUUAAAAAACAAACCAAAGCCGGGACUGCUGGUAGAGGGAAAUCUGCUAUUCUACGAGCUCAAGCACGGGGAAGAGGCCGAGGGCAACCUCCUGUGCGAGGAGGCAGAGGUGCUUGGCAGAAUCAGCAGAAUGCCCCUGCAGGUCGAGCAAAAUAA
Messenger RNA from Phyllotreta striolata, 402 nucleotides. The record is from the annotation of a GenBank genome assembly. Lineage: Eukaryota; Metazoa; Arthropoda; Insecta; Coleoptera; Chrysomelidae.